Mauremys reevesii (Reeves's turtle) is the source of this 1325-nucleotide messenger RNA. Its product is annotated as phospholipase A and acyltransferase 3-like. NCBI's taxonomy places the organism in Eukaryota, Metazoa, Chordata, Testudines, Geoemydidae. Gene Ontology annotation, biological process: N-acylphosphatidylethanolamine metabolic process. The record is from RefSeq and is a predicted model, not a curated record. The transcript has 5 exons. Gene Ontology annotation, molecular function: A2-type glycerophospholipase activity; glycerophospholipid phospholipase A1 activity. Gene Ontology annotation, cellular component: cytoplasm. Bases 242 to 742 code for a protein of 166 amino acids.
CAGACCGUCCUGCCUGCGACAAAACCCUGCUGCCCUGCAGCGUGAACUCUAGUGAGUAACAGGGCUGUCUGUGGCUCUGACACCCAUCUGCAACCACUUACACUCAUUAAAGAGGGGCGCUCCUCUCUCAACCUCCUGCCCCACAAAGCAGGCUGAGGACCCAGCCCCCCUGCCGCCACGCCAAGACGAUCAUAUCAAACGUUGAGAAAAUAAGUCAUUCUGCUUCUGAAGCUCAACGAAAAUGCCACUUAAAGGGGUGGAACCGAAGCCUGGGGACCUGAUUGAGAUUUCCCGCUUUGCAUAUCGGCACUGGGCCCUCUACGUGGGCUACGGAUAUGUCAUCCACUUAGCUCCCCCCAGUGAGGACACCAAAACUGGAUUCUCCAGCCUGAUGUCUGUGGUGGCUGAUAAAGCCGUGGUGAGAAAGGAACCCCUCUGGGCGGUGGUGAAAGACGAUGACUACUGGGUCAACAACAAGCACGACAGGAAGCUGCGCCGGCGGAGUGUGGACCAGAUUAUCCAGGAAGCAGAGUCUCUGGUGUGGAAGACGAUGCCAUACAGUGUCACCAGUGCGAAUUGCGAGCACUUCGUCACCAAGCUGCGCUACGGUGUGGCCAGAAGUGACCAGGUCCGAGAUGCCAUGGUUGCAGGAGUGGUGGGGAUCAUGGGCGUAGGAGCCCUUGUGGCAGCUGCUACAGUCAUUGGCUCAUUGCUCUCUGACAACAAGCAGGAGGAUGAAUAAUGCAAACGUUGGCCUGGGCUAAAGACCCGAGCAAGAACCUUGGGAGCUGAUCUUUGCUGGAGCUGGCUUAGCUUCUCACCUGCUUUCUCCUUUGGGAUCACUGCCUUGGGAGUUUGUUCUAAUGGUUAAUCACUGGCACUGUGAAACAUUGGUGCCUUAUUUCUAAUUGGAACGUGUCUGGCUUUGACUUCCAGCCAUUAGGUCUUGUCCUGCCUUUCUCUGCUAGGUUAAAGAGCCCUUUAGUGCCUGGGAUUUUCUCCCCUCAUGAAGAUACUUAUACAAAGUAAUCAAAUCACUUCUCAACUGAAGCUAAACUGAUUGAACUCUUUAAAGCUCUCACUGGCAGGCAUUUUUUCCAGCCCUCAAAUCAUUUUUGUGGCUCUUCUCUGCACUCUUUCCAAUUUAGCAACAUGAAUGUUAAAGCAACUAGUGGUUUUGGACAUGUGGGGCAUUCUUGGUGAGUGUGUGUAUAAAUCUAGCCAGAGAGAUUCUGCAGCAGAUCUACAAGCUUGCACCAGCAUUAACAGAUUGUCUGGGUCAUGCUGAACCACAUGUUGUUAAAGAAAUAAAAGCAUUGCUCACA